AUGUACUGUUCGCUCUGCCAGUUAGAUGUAUGUGGUCGAGCCCCUCUCAAUUACAGGAUUGUUGGAGGGGGGGAUGCGAAAGCAGGGGCUUGGCCGUGGCAGGUCAGCAUUCAUGUCAUCAACAAAGGCCAUAACUGUGGCGGGACUCUCAUCAAUAAAGACUGGGUUUUAUCUGCAGCGCACUGCUUCCAGAGUGUCGGUGUGCCUGAAACUCUGAUGUACUUCGGUCGUCUGAGUCAAUCCGGCUCAAACCCUUUUGAGACAAACAGGACAGCGAGACAAAUCAUCAACCAUCCUGACUAUGAUAGUCUUUCUAAAGACAACGACAUAGCACUGAUUGAGCUCUCCUCCUCUGUGACUUUCUCUGAUUACAUUAAGCCGGUCUGUCUGGCAGCGGCUGGGAGUGUAUUUGGUGGAGGCACGGAGAGCUGGGUCACUGGAUGGGGUUCGCUGCUACCUGAUGGCACCCAGUUUCCUGACAUACUGCAGGAGGUGAUGAUACCAAUUGUGAACAACAGUGCCUGUGCUAAUGCUUAUGAAGGGAUGUACACAAUCACAAGCAGUAUGAUUUGUGCUGGAUUGUUAAAUCAGGGAGGAAAAGAUUCAUGUAAGGGAGACUCUGGAGGUCGAAUGGUCAGCAAGAACGGCUCCCUGUGGAUUCAGUCCGGCGUUGUGAGUUUUGGUGAAGGAUGCGCUGACCCCAGAUAUCCUGGUGUGUACUCCAGAGUCUCUCAGUAUCAGGACUGGAUCAAGUCUAACACUGGCAGCAACCUGCCUGGAUUUGUUGAAUUCAGUCAAACAUCCAACUCCAACCUCGGAAGCGUGCCCAACCUCCUCUUAUUCCUCCUUUCUCUCACAUUCUCCCUCAUUCCUUUCUCCCUUUUCCUCACUUCCUAAAGAGUGAUUGAACAGUAAGCCUCAGGGUUGAUUGAUGAAGAGGACAGUUGUGCUGUACACACUCUCAUAAAUAUGAGAAAAGUGCCAUCGUAUUGUUAUAUUUGUCAUUUAUUCUUUUUUUGAUGUACUAUUCUUGAAAAGCUCUUUUUGACAUUAUGAGCAUAAUGAAGUUCAGCAUGCUUCUGUCCUUUUUUUGAAUAACAAAAACAAUUUUUAUGUUUAUAUGUUUGAUUACCAACAUGCAGAACCGAUAUAGGUUCUGAAGCUCUGCAUUUGUUGUUGAAAAUGUAAGUUAUUACUAUGUUGUAAUCACACUGCCUAAACAGAAUAAACACAAAAGA
Sinocyclocheilus anshuiensis is the source of this 1238-nucleotide messenger RNA. Its product is annotated as trypsin I-P1-like. Bases 1 to 897 code for a protein of 298 amino acids. Gene Ontology annotation, molecular function: serine-type endopeptidase activity. NCBI's taxonomy places the organism in Eukaryota, Metazoa, Chordata, Actinopteri, Cypriniformes, Cyprinidae. Gene Ontology annotation, biological process: proteolysis. The transcript has 6 exons. The record is from RefSeq and is a predicted model, not a curated record.